UGAGUGUAUGCAGCGGGAACCUGGAACCGAGCUCAAGAUGUGCAUCAUUGAACAGAUCGCUUCGCUUGUAAUCAACUUUUCUCAACUACUGAAAACUCCAGAAAAUCCGAUGGAAAUAAGAACAAAUCAGUGACAGCCAUGCCACUAUUUUCUAAGAAAGGCGGCCAAGCCAAUUUUUCCGAUUCUGGAAGCAAGGAAAAGCCAAGCAAAUCGGGUAAGAACGAGAAAGCAAGCAGUACUCCUCCCGCCGCCCCGAAAGCUCCUCACAGCCCGCGAUCGGCUCAAAACCACCACGCACAAGCAAGUAAACCAGCCACUAGCCCUCCCCAAUCCAAGAGUAAGGGACCACGUAGUGAUGCUCACAAGAGUCUACCACCAUUACCUCCAGAACCGACUCCAAAUCCGCCGAGAUUCGUAUUCCAUUGCCAACUGGCGCACGGCAGCACCACCGCCAAGGUUGAAGGCUUUACCAACGUAAAACAACUCUACCAGAAAAUUGCUGAUGCUUUUCACGUUAAUGUUGAUGAUAUUCUUUUCUGCACCCUGAAUACAUAUCGUGUUGACAUGGAACGUCUUCUCGGAGGCCAGAUAGGUCUGGAUGAUUUCAUAUUUGCACACAUAAAGGGACAGAAAAAGAUUGUGGAGGUAGUUAAGGAUCAGCCAGCGUUGGGAUUGACAAUAACAGAUAACGGUGCUGGGUGUGCUUUUGUAAAGCGCAUCAAGGAGGGAAGUAUUGCUGACAAAACCCCACAAAUAUGCAUAGGUGACCAUGUGGAAUAUAUUAAUGGACAGUAUGUGGUUGGAAGUAGACAUUUUGAUGUCGCUAGAAUGCUACGAGAGGUUGACGUCACUGGUACCAUUACUCUACAUCUAGUAGAGCCGUUGCGGGGCUUUGGUGCAAUUGGACCCAGAACUGCCAGCAGAGGACAAUCAACUGAGGAACCAGUUAACGCUGAAAAGAAAAUUGGAACUGGAAAGGCAACAUUAAGGCUGAAAGCAAAGGGUCCCCCUGUUGUAGAGGAAAUAACAGCGUGGGAGAGCACUUGGGAGUGUGUAGCUAUGAAAAAGGUUGAUGAUCUUCUUGAAAACUUUCUUGGAAUCAGGGAUGAAGAACUUGCCAACACGUUGGUGGACCUCAGCAAAAACAAAACAAAUCCAAGUGAUUUUGCCAUGAAUGUAGAUGAGAAUUUCUCUGAUUUUCAGUUUCCAGAUGAUUUUAUAUUUGAUAUCUGGGGGCUGAUUAAUGACGCUAGAGCAGGUAGAAUUGCACCUCAAUAAUGCUUUGAUAGCCUACUCCAAGGUGGAAUAAUAUAAAUAGAUGUCCAAACAACUAGUAAGGGUGUGCAUAUUUAUAAUAAGUAGACCUUAGUAUAUAGUAUUUAGUAUUCUGUAUAGGCAAUUUUUGAUAUUGAAAGAAAAAUCUUAAUUUGUAGAAUUCAAAGUUAAACUGAUAGGUAAGCUAUUCCCUUUUAGGCAAGUUUGACAACAAGGCAUAUUACCAAAUGUAACACUUUCAUCUUUUCUAGUGAUUAAUAUUUUCUAGGAUCAAAAUCAUUUUUGGACUAUGGAAGGAGACUGCAUUACAACUUGAUCCUGAUUACGCAGAUCUCAGACAAGAUAACAUUUUCUAUUCAUCCACCUUAUUAGAGGAGUGAAAAAGACAUUGUAGCCAUUCUUGAUGUAAAAUGCUGCCAUGCAGACCUUGGGCCCUCAUACAUUCCAGUGCUCAAACCCCCCAGUUGAUUCUUUUUAAACACAUGUAUCCUGACAGGCCUGUAGCCAGGAUUUGGGGGGGGGGGGCUUCGUUUACCCAUCUAGCGGACCAUUUUUUCUUAGGUAGCUCGUCUUAGCUUGCAGUGGUACUCAAUUUUCCACCAUCAGGGCAGACCUUCAAGUAGAGUUUGACUGGCUACGGGCCCGCCUGAAGCUCUCUGGAUCAGACAAAGGAAGAACGGGUUUCUCAAAUUGAAAAGCAUUAGAUAUGAAAAUUCGGAGAAACACCAUUUGUUAACAGUUACAUUAAAGUAGUUUGUUCUUUUUUCACAGACACAUUCAAAAUAUAACUCUCAUAAAUGUUUUGAUUUCCAUUGUACAUAUUCUCAAGGUAAUACAGAAUAGCAACAGUCCUUACUAUUGUGGGCUCUUUUCAGUGGCGAAAAAAAAAAAAAAAACAAGACAAUCGUUUGCGACAGAAAACCAGGCCACUGCACUAUGCUAAACAGGGCAUUAAUUAUGAAUCAAAAUGGUCUGACUGCCGGGACAGAAAAGUGCCUCGGAUAGCACUUUUCAACAACAUUUUUUUAACCCUAAAAGAUAACACAUUGGGUGUGGUCGAAUUCUAACCCUAAGCUCUAAAAUCACUGUGAGACCCCCUAAGGGAUAGCAAAAGCGAGAGAAUUUUAUAGAUAGGGCGAUCCACUAUCGUCUACUUUUAUGGAGAGCCACCUGGUGGCGAUACAAGAAUCCCAGGCUAAACAUGAGAUUGACUUGACCAAGUGUCGCGGGCAUAGGCAUAUGAGCUCAUCCAUGAGGGGUUCUUAGAAGGUCACUUCAACCUUGUUUCAAAAAACAAGAAAUAAGUAACGCGAUUUUCACAAACAGGGAAAAUAAAAGUAUUCUCCAAAUUUUGUAAAAGAAUUUGUAAUACGAAAUAUAUACUCCUUAAAAUCUGGACAAAAAAAUGUGAGUUACGUUACCCCCCCCCCCCCCCCUUUUUAAAACCUAGAUGCGUCACUGCUUUUUGCAUGUAAUAGUUUAGCUUUGAAGACUUGCUUUGUAAGUGAGAGUCUAACUCUAUGUAAUUAAAAGCUGAUCUGUAACAAA
Nematostella vectensis (starlet sea anemone) is the source of this 2823-nucleotide messenger RNA. RefSeq names its product PDZ domain-containing protein GIPC1. Lineage: Eukaryota; Metazoa; Cnidaria; Anthozoa; Actiniaria; Edwardsiidae. The transcript has 5 exons. The record is from RefSeq and is a predicted model, not a curated record. Bases 139 to 1278 code for a protein of 379 amino acids. Gene Ontology annotation, molecular function: protein binding.